AGCAACUUUUGCGACAGGGUAGUUUAUUUACGGCCAUUGUGAUUAAUUGCUGUGAUAGAAGUAAACAAGUAAACUGCGCCUGCAGGCUCUCGGAAAGCAGCAAUACCAACAAGCGAGUGACAAUGCUCCUUCGAAAUCGAGCUGCUGUUGCACUUGGUCUUCGCCUGUGCUCUACCCAUGUCACAAAAGGGCCUGUUGUGGAAGCCAGCUCAGACAUGUCUGAGUUCCGGAAAGUCUUUUCCAAAGCCAAGCAUAUAGCAAUCAUCACAGGGGCAGGAGUGAGCGCGGAAAGUGGAGUGCCUACCUUCAGGGGAGCUGGCGGGAACUGGAGGAAAUGGCAGACUCAAGACCUGGCCACUCCAGAGGCCUUCUCUCGCAACCCGUCUCGGGUCUGGGAGUUCUACCAUUACAGAAGAGAGCUGGCAUUGAGCAAAAAGCCAAACGCAGCCCAUCUGGCUAUAGCCGAAUGUGAGGCCCGGCUGAGGAAGCAGGGACGUUCAGUAGUCGUCAUCACCCAGACCAUAGAUGACUUGCACCGACAGGCCGGGUCCAAACACGUGCUCAAGAUCCAUGGCAGUCUGAUGGAGACGCGCUGUGUGAGUUGUGGACAUGUGACCACGAACAGGCGAAGCCCCAUAUGUGCCUCCCUAAAGGGCAAAGGUUCACCUGACCUAGAGACUGCUGAUGCCCAGAUACCUGUGGAUAAACUGCCCAGGUGUCAGGAGAGUGACUGCAGAGGUCUGCUCAGACCCAAUGUAGUGUUUUUUGGAGAGACUCUGGACUCUCAUGUCCUGACUAAAGUGGAAAAAGAGCUGGAUACUUGUGAUCUUUGUCUGGUGGUGGGCACAUCUUCAAUUGUGUACCCAGCAGCCAUGUUUGGCCCGCAGGUUGCAUCUAGAGGCGUCCCUGUGGCAGAGUUCAAUACAGUAACGACCCCAAAAACAGAAUACUUUACGUACCACUUCCACGGCCCAUGUGGAACUACACUGCCUCUGGCUUUGGCACGACACGAGACAGAGAUAAUUUAAGAGCCAAGGGACUGACUAUAUUGACAGUAACCAGAGGGCUCCUUUACAGCAUAAUGCAAUCUGAGGCUGUUAGAUUUUAUCACAAUGUUUUCUUAUUCCAAAUUGCAUGCCUUAAGACACUUCACCUCUGAGGGCUUGAUAGACGUAGAGACAUAUUGUAUAAAAUUAAACUUUUUGAGAGAUUGAGAUGGAUUUCUCACUUGUGGAAUUAUAUGUACUGACUAAACUGGAAAUAGGAUUGUAUGUUUGAAUGUGUUGCUGGAAUUCUGAGCAGGGACUAAAAUAUGCAGCUUGAAUUAAGAAAGGGAAUGCACUACUAUGUAUUUCAUUGCAUAGGAAAGUAUGUCUUUAGAUUAUAGGCUACUGCUUUACAUAUCGUGCUAAUGAUACUCAUAAGGGAUUGUUUAAUUCUGAUAAAAACUCUCAAGAUUAUAUGGUACAACAAAACAACAUAUAUCAUUCCUAAUGCCAGUGGAGAGUACUUUUCUGCUCUUUCUCAACUGAAUGAACCAAUGUACAGUUCAAAACUAGUGCCUUUCAAACUGUUUACACAACCUUGACCAAAUACUCGCUUGAAACCUCAAAUACAUAGCAACCAAUGUUACAGAGAUUUAGCCAAGUGUACAGAGUUUGCUGUUGACCAAGGACAGAGAGGCUAGAGAGAGGGAAACCGCUGGCUUUUGCACCGUAUCCUGAUUCAGCAUUAUUCCCCUCUUGUGCUCUUUCACUCUGUUUAUCAUGAUGUCAUUAUGGUUACAUGUCAUGAAUUAUCUGUUAUACAUUUAAUGCAUUUUUUAAACAAAUGUAAAUGUCAGUUUUCUGAAAAAAUGAUUUUUUUACUCAAUCAAUGUUGCUGGAAACUGUUUAAGAAAUAUAAUUAAUCAAAUGAUAUUUAAUAACAUGAUUAUAUGUCUAAUUUUUACAACUUGUUUCUUUCUCUAGCAUCUCGCACAUUUUCUCAGAAUGCAGUACUAAAUAAAAAAACACUGCUAUUGCAAUUCUCCAGAAUGUAAUACAACAUUAAAACACUAAAAAA
Molecule: messenger RNA, 2064 nt
Organism: Myripristis murdjan (pinecone soldierfish)
Lineage: Eukaryota; Metazoa; Chordata; Actinopteri; Holocentriformes; Holocentridae
Product: NAD-dependent protein deacylase sirtuin-5, mitochondrial-like
Exons: 9
Coding region: 123-1028 (301 amino acids)
Cellular component (GO): nucleus
Molecular function (GO): protein-malonyllysine demalonylase activity; protein-succinyllysine desuccinylase activity; NAD+ binding
Source: RefSeq, a predicted model, not a curated record